AUGGAUUCACCUGUCAGCUAUACAAGGAAUCCAGCCUACAGCCCCUUCACCGACGCCGAGGUUGAACGAAGAGGCGCGUGGCUCCCUUUGCAGCCGAAUGUGACGGCAACGGAUGAAGAUGGUUCUAUGUUGUAUGAACAACGCGACUUUACUUUACUCUGCACUAUAGUCUCGCACAACGACACGAGAGCUCUUCGGGAGUAUCUUGCCAAUGGGUCAUGGGCCGUCCCGAGAGCGCCCGAUAUUCCCUCUGAACUUAUUCGGGAUACCCUACGUAUGGACUACUUCCAUGUUGCCGCUUUAAACGGAUGUCUCGGUGUACUGCAGAUGCUCCUCGCCUAUGGGACCAAGGGAGACGUUUCAAACCCUGCACCAAUUCGGUUCAAGGAGCGCGGUUACGAGUUAUUGCAUGAGGCAGUCAAAUGGGGUCAUAUCGACGUCGCUAAAUUCCUACUCGAAAAUCAGCCACUAUAUGCUGAUAUCCACGAACGGGAUCCCCAUGGGCUCACUCCAAUACUAUCAGCAGCAAACUUCUAUCCGACCAAGUUUUUUAUACUGGGCUCUGAUGAAGCUGGUAACCCACCCAGAAACGAGGGAAUUGUCAAUCUUCUACUCGACUAUGGCGCCUCUGCAAGUGAUGUCAUUGACUAUACAGAUAUGGACGCGUUAUCUGAAACAGUCCUCACUCUAGCUUCAAGUUGGGCAGGCGCUGUGUUGAUCAAAAGGCUUAUCGAGGGAGGCGCAGAGAUUCGUACCAAGGUGACCAAAACGAAACGGGCGAUGAAAUUCUGGAACCAACCUGGAGAUACUUUUGAAGUUGACGCACUUUUCGUUGCAUGCGCUUUUGCAAAUUUCGACGCUGUCAAAACCAUAUUUGGCAGUGUUCAGGGUAGCAUGCAAACCCAAGAGAUGUGCCACUCUCAAGAUAGCCGUGGAACCCUGCCUAUCCACUGGGCUACCCAAAACGCUAUCCUAGGUGGAGGCUCAGAAUUUCCUGCCUGGGUAUUGCAGGAGAGGGUACCGAACAUCACAGCCGUUAUCGACUUUCUUCUGAAUUUGGAUCCCACGACGAUCAAUGUUCAGGAUAACGACGGAAACACACCGCUGCAUUACGCUGCCCGGGCGAUGGGCCGCCAUGACGCGCUGUACGCUCCUGUUUUCACAUUUCUAUGUGAAAGGGGCGCAGACGCCAGCAUUCGCAAUCACAAGGGCCAGACGCCUCUACACUCUUUAUUCAAGCUCGAUGGUAUCGAAUCACACUAUGAGACAUCGAAUGAGCGGGCGCCUGUUAUGGAUACAACGGCUAUACUAACAUUGCUUGCGCACGGCGCAAAUGUAACGGAUGCCGAUGAUGAUGGCAAUACGCCUUCGCAUCUAGUAGCCGAUACCUUGUGUUAUGGCAAUGCUGCGUCGCUUCUUCUCGAUCACGGCGCUGAUCCUGCCCGGCAGAACUCGAAACAGGAAACGGCUCUGCACAGAGCUGCCCGUGGUACCUAUCGGCCGAAGGCUUUGAGAAUUAAAGCUGGGGAGAAGAUUAAGGCGCAAGAUGAAGUAAUAGGAAUGUUGGUAAAGGUUGGAGGAGAUGGACUGAUGGAACUCGUAGAUGCAGAGGGUAAGAGCCCACGACAGUUGUGCGAGGAGAAGAGGGAAGCUUGGAAAGAGCAGGAUAUUCCGGCGUGGAAACGACAGCAGAACCAAUUCGGCCGCAUUCCCCGAGGUGGGGCUAGUCGUGGUGGUCGAGGUGGUAGAGGAGGUUGA
Fusarium coffeatum is the source of this 1758-nucleotide messenger RNA. RefSeq lists its product as uncharacterized. Bases 1 to 1758 code for a protein of 585 amino acids. Gene Ontology annotation, molecular function: protein binding. The record is from RefSeq and is a predicted model, not a curated record. Gene Ontology annotation, biological process: protein localization to ciliary inversin compartment. NCBI's taxonomy places the organism in Eukaryota, Fungi, Ascomycota, Sordariomycetes, Hypocreales, Nectriaceae. Gene Ontology annotation, cellular component: ciliary inversin compartment. The transcript has a single exon.